CCUCUUCCUCCAACUCCACCUCCCUCCUUCAAUAUGGGCCGUAACAACAGCAGAAAAGUUGCUCCCUCCAGAGAUGUCGCCGCUAGCGCUCCUGAUCUUACCUCCAACUGCCGGACCUGUGGCAAACCGAUCCCCUGGAAGAACAGAGAUGCACAUCGCAAGACAUGUCGCCCUGCUUAUCUCGUUCAUCGUCAACACAACCACCACCACCGUCCACUCCGCAACCACCAUUAACUUGGCUCUUCGCCUCCGCAACCACCAACCACCACUAACCUGCCUUUUUCUCCUCAGCCAUUUCCACUACUACUCUGAACCGUGAGUGAAGCUCGUCUUUAUGUGAAUAAAAGAUAUGUUCUUGUUUUUCUUUGGAUGAAAUUGAUGGAGAAAACAUGAUUCUGUGAAUAUAGUAAUGAAAAUAAUGAAAUAAAGAUUUUCGAUUUUU
Messenger RNA from Rubroshorea leprosula, 442 nucleotides. NCBI's taxonomy places the organism in Eukaryota, Viridiplantae, Streptophyta, Magnoliopsida, Malvales, Dipterocarpaceae. The record is from the annotation of a GenBank genome assembly.